CAGAUCAGCAAAGCAUCUGACGCCCGUUGUUGAAUGUCGGUUGCAAACUACAAGCGAACCGUGCAGGCACAGCCGCUCGUGCCAAACAGCGCCUCGAACGCCGCCGUGCUUGCCCCACAUGUGCGAUCAGUCGCGCGCACACAAGUCUUUGCCCCGUCUUCAUCGGCAAGCAGCAGCACUGAUCCCGCAACGAGCACGACGGCGGCGUCCGAAGCAGCAGCCAGCGCAAGCACAACGUCGUCGGGCGUCGCCGACUUGCCCGUCAACCAUGUGCGCAUCACUCCUCAUGGCAGCAUGAAGGGGUUUAUCAGCUACGCGCUGCGGCAACUCGAGGAAACGGAGGCCACAGAGAUUGUCCUCCAUGCAAUUGGUGCAGCUGUCAAUCGGGGCAUUUCAGUCGCUGAGAUUGUCAAACGAAAGUAUCCUGGACUUCAUCAAAAUACGCAAAUCUUCUACACCAAGACGGUUGAGGUGUGGGAGCCGACAGUGCCAGGCCUUGACAAGUUGAAAGCGAGCCGCAACCAGCCGACCAUUCAAAUUGUAUUGUCAAAGGCUCCGCUUGAUCCCAGCGCUCCUGGCUAUCAAGCCCCGCUGUGAAGCAGCACACGCACAAGUAGGGCCCCAGAUCAAAUGCAUUUCACACGCAGCAUUCCCAUUUGGAUUGUACGCACCUCCAACACGCUCAUGAUCGAAGCCAGAUCUUUGCGUGAUUGUGCGCUCUUUGGUUUGGGUUUUGUCUUGCACCUCGUUAACAGCCAUGAAGUUAAUAUCCGCCCCACGGCAUCCUUUGUCUUUGUCUCUUUGUCGUUGUAUUUGUUUUCCAGUUCCAUCAAUACAUCCUUUGC
Messenger RNA from Capsaspora owczarzaki ATCC 30864, 845 nucleotides. RefSeq lists its product as hypothetical. Lineage: Eukaryota; Filasterea; Ministeriida; Capsasporidae. The record is from RefSeq and is a predicted model, not a curated record. Bases 34 to 597 code for a protein of 187 amino acids. The transcript is spliced from 3 exons. Gene Ontology annotation, molecular function: RNA binding.